Messenger RNA from Magallana angulata, 4190 nucleotides. Its product is annotated as A disintegrin and metalloproteinase with thrombospondin motifs 5-like. Gene Ontology annotation, biological process: extracellular matrix organization; proteolysis. Gene Ontology annotation, cellular component: membrane; extracellular matrix. The transcript has 27 exons. The coding region runs from base 657 to 3848 and encodes 1063 amino acids. The record is from RefSeq and is a predicted model, not a curated record. Lineage: Eukaryota; Metazoa; Mollusca; Bivalvia; Ostreida; Ostreidae. Gene Ontology annotation, molecular function: metalloendopeptidase activity.
GAGAAGUCAGCGAUCACAUGGCGAGCUGUCAAUGACUUUACGUAAACUGAAACUCUAAUUAUUCCGAAUAUUUAAAGACAAUAUCACCAUAAUACCUACAUGCAUGCGUGUCCGUUCGUCCUGGGUGAGUUAACAAAGGGUACUUUAAACCUAUCCCCGCGAUGGGAUGCUAUAAAAGGAGGAAAAAAGCCGACUGUUGAGAUGUUAAUGGCCGUACGUGUGUGUUUCUAAAUUACGUAUCCGCACGACAUCUACGGGACUGAACUUUCGCAAUGAAUUUUGUAUUUUUGCCGUCGGUUGUCAAAAAUGAAAUUUAAUUAAGCUUCGCUUUAUGCAUGCGGUGAUAACAGGAAGAUUAGCAAUACAGUGACAUGCAGGGAGAACUGUUGUGUUGACUUGUUUACAGUUUACCACGUGUGUGUAUCAGUGUGUGUUCAUAACGAUAAUAUGGUUUGUAGAUGAUGGUUUUACCAGAAGUAAUGCCAUCGCAGCCUCUGGUUGCUGUCUGUCUAUUUGAUCUGAAAAUCAUGGAUUGAAUCCUGCGGUUUCUAAUCAAAAACUUCCUAAAGGUAUAUUCGGAACUUGAAGUAGACGUUGGAAUAUAACUAUGACAAUCUAUAAGUUUGGGAGGAGAUAAUUCACAGACGAUUUCAUAAAUGGAUAUUAAAUCAUUUCUAUGGUUAUCGAUUUUCCUUUCGUGUUUGUCGGCGGGACACACUGGUUCGAAUUUCUUAAGGAACAAAAUGGAACGCCAAGGACUGACCGACAUAGAGUCGACAAACCUUUUAUUCAGCAACAAUGAUAUCAGGUUCAAACGAGGAAUAGCGAAGGGUGAGUUGGUAACACUUGAGGUAAAGUUUGGAUACAGAGGGGAAAACUUCAGUAUACAGCUGAGUACUCCACGACAGAUUUUACACCCAUCGGCCGAAAUACUUUCUCAAACGGAUGAGACGAGUGUUCGAUGGACAAAAGAUCAUCCGAAUUGCUUUCUUACUGGAACCGUGACGUCACAUCCUGGUAUUGCCUCCUUUUCAAUCUGUGAUCAAAUCAUUGGGAUUAUAAAGGCUGGUAACAAUGAUCUUCAUGUACAAUCUUUAUCUGGAACUUCAAAACGAGGAUCUAUACAGGUGCUUGUUGGGCGACAAAAAGAAAGGGAUUCUCAAUCAAAUCAUUUACACGCCAAUUUAGAGAAGCUACAAGAACACGAAAGAAGCAGACGGUCGGUGACGUCACACAACAUCACCAUAGAGUUGGCGGUGUACACGGACGCUGCCUACACACAGGCCAUAUUGGUGAAAGACUUCUCCAAGAGACUGGAACACAUUCUUCUCAAAUAUUACGCCGUUCAGAUGGAAUGGUCAAGGUUCGAUAUGCUCGGGUACCACGUGCAACUUGUUCUGAAGAAAGUCCACUUCUAUGAAACAAACCCUUCUUGGUACAACUCCUCGGCAACGUUACUAGGGAGCGUGCUGUCCACUUUCUGUGUGGCUACUAAGGAUGAUGGAGCAUUCGAUAUACGAUAUAUGCAUGUCGGUCUGACCAACCUGGACGUCCUGGGGCGGGCCUACCAGAACUCUGUGUGUAACCCGACCUACAACUGUGCCGUAGACACGGCGACAGGCGCCGCCAGUUUUGCCGCCACGGCGCACGAAAUUGGACACCUUAUGGGAAUGCUGCACGAUGCCGACCGAGGCUGCACCGGAAGUAACAUUGGUGUGAUGGGCGGUUACGGAACUGGUUGGAGCAGCUGUAGUAAAAGCGACAUGGACGCUCUAUUGCAGAAAGGAGGGAAAAAUUGCCUUUGGGAAGAAAAUAUUCCUUCCGGAGAUGUUCAACAGAACCUGGCUGAUAUCGCAAUCAGUCCCAGUAUACCGGGUCAGCAGUACUCGCCUGAUCAGAUAUGUGAACUCAAGUAUGGUUCUGGAUAUCGAUUUCGGAAGUAUCCAAAAUUGGAUGUGUGUGUGCUAUACUCAUGUGCCAAUCACAAUCAUGCUCAAAGUAAUUACGGCCAAAUGUUUAGAGAAGGCACGUCCAUUUUUGGCAUGUACUGUGAUAAAAGUAAAAUCUGUUUUAAAAUGGGCUGUGUAGAUGCAUCAACCGCCAAACUAACCAACCUGGUGGAGCGUGAAGGUGGGUGGAGUCAAUGGGGGCCCUGGACUGGGUGUACCAGAACAUGUGGGCAUGGCAUCAACUACCGGAAGCGGAAGUGUGACAAUCCAGCUCCCAUCAAUUUCGAGGGUUGUCAAGGUGAUGGAUACGAAGCUGAAGCGUGCAAUAAGGAGCCAUGUCCCAGUGAUAGCUCUGACCUUGCAACACUGAGAGAUCAGCGAUCUAGUGAGACGUGUAAGAGACUAAGGGACAGCAAUGUGAUCAACCCUGACCUCUACAACGAAACGGGGUCAAGGUAUUCCAAUAUAGACCACGGUCAAUGUGAGGUGACCUGUGACCCCGCCCCCGGGCACACCACCCCAGACUUUACAAGAUUCGGGUUUAUGCCGGACGGUGUGGCAUGUACCGGAGGAUCUGACCCCUGGGAUCUAGACAACUGGCCCCGGAAUUCCGGAUCUUACUACACGUGCUUAGACGGUCUAUGUCAGAGGUUUGGAUGUGACGAUAAAUUCAACGGAAUGACGUAUGACGAAUGUGGGGUAUGUGGGGGAGAUAACUCUACUUGUACCGUGGUAUCACAAGUGUUCACACAGACACAAAGCAAAGGUGGUCGCCUUACUGUUGCUACACUCCCAACUGGAGCCUUCAAUAUCCAAUUUUGGUUUCCUUUUAAAGAGAUGGGCGGCAACUAUUUAGAAAUUUACGACAAGCAAGGGAAGGUAAUUUUGGCCAGCCUGUAUUCCGGAAAGUUUGAUACAAGAAAUGACCCGUUAGUGUUCGCUGGUACCGAGUGGCACUUUUACUUCCAUACACAGUUUCUUCACGCUAAAGGACCACUGAAAGAAACAUGUGAGAUCAAGUUAUUUCAGUAUGAUGCCAACGGCAAUGUUGGUGUAAACUACAUAUACUCGGAAUCUAAACCAGUGAUUUUCGACUGUGAUUUUGAGGGCUCUACGGGAUGUGGGCUCACUAUGAAUGGUUUUGCUAAAGCCUCGUACAGGUCCACAGAAAUACUCGACCCACCUGACAAAUCUGAUUUUGGGGAAUCCUUUAUUUACAUUGCCAGCGAUUCAUUGGACACAGAGGGAACCCUUCUUACAAGAAAUAUAACAGGUACAAGUCGCUCCCAGUGCUUGGCCUUUAACUAUCACAUUACCGGAACAAGCUCCAACAUCAAAGUAUUCUGGGAGAGCAAACUUGAUGACGUCAUCGGGUGGACCGCAAAUCCUGAAAUGAAUACUCUAUCGUGUGCAGCAUUUAGCAUUUCCACGUUAGAAACAGAUAAGAUCUUAAUUAAAGGAGUUACGAAAAGUGCAGACAAUGGCACGAUUGCUCUUGACAAUGUAAAGCUUUUCCCCAACACUGGAAGCUUUUGCAAUGCGUUAGAAGCUUGCACAAGAGAUGUUACAAUUACUACCACGCCUAAACCACAGGAUACAACGUCGGGCUCGGCCUCCACCAUAACUCCACCAACACAACCCAAAGACAAAUUUAAUAAGAUGCUUAUUCUUGGAAUAACAGUGGGAUGUUUCUUUUUGGUAAUUUUGGUUGUUGUCUUUGCAUGGUUUUCUUGGUAUAGAUCCGGGGAUUUGCAGGGUAAGCAGUGCAGGGUAUCUGGAAAUUUCCAGGGUUUCUCAAAACGAGACAGUCGUAGUCAUCUUACCACGACAGAGGAUAUUCAGGUGUACAUAGAACAGCAUCCUGAUUACGAUAUAGAAAUUUGUCCAGACUAUGAUUGACUAAUUACGUCUUAACGCCAUUGGAUUGAUUAUGCCUAAUGUAAUAUUGUAUUUUCAAGAACUAUAAUUUAUUAUACAUCUAUGCAUGUUUUUUCGAUUGUUCUCAAAUGUCAUGUCAUCAUUUGAAAGCAUUAAAUGUAGGGCCUUUUUUUUUUGUUAUGCUACAAGUGAUAUGUUAAAUGUGUAGUGUAUGUUUUGUGCUUGUAAUAAAAAUAUUGCGGAUACAAUCUGCUCAGGUUGUGUAUUUUUUUUUUGAAAACAAGUAUGUGUAUAUGUAUGUCUAUAGCACCAGUGUAUGAUUAUUGUUGAAUUAUUAAGAAUAAAAUACCCACUUUACAUUAA